Molecule: messenger RNA, 1383 nt
Organism: Acinonyx jubatus (cheetah)
Lineage: Eukaryota; Metazoa; Chordata; Mammalia; Carnivora; Felidae
Gene: HSD17B6
Product: hydroxysteroid 17-beta dehydrogenase 6
Exons: 5
Coding region: 209-1162 (317 amino acids)
Molecular function (GO): oxidoreductase activity
Source: RefSeq, a predicted model, not a curated record
ACAGAACCGCGCCAGGCAUACCAGUCCAGGUGGAGAGCUGAGUUACAUGGGAGAGGUAUGAAUAGAUUGUUAUGGGAGAGCAGAUCUAUCUGCUGGUUGACGAUCUAUCUGCUGGUUGAGAAAGCUUUGUAUGGAGGAAGUGUGAACUGCUGAAUCUUGCAGGACAAGAUACUAUUUGACAUGCAGAGGGGAAGGAGAUCCCCUCACCAUGUGGCUGUACCUGGCGGCCCUCGUGGGCCUGUACUACCUCCUGCGCUGGUAUAGAGAGAGGCAGGUGGUGAGUGACCUCCGAGACAAGUACGUCUUCAUCACGGGCUGUGACUCGGGCUUCGGGAACCUGCUGGCCAGGCAGCUGGACCUGCGAGGCUUGAGGGUGCUGGCCGCGUGUCUGACGGAGAAGGGGGCAGAGCAGCUGAGAGACCAGACAUCAGACAGGCUAGAGACGGUGAUCCUGGAUGUCACCAAGACAGAGAGCAUCUCUGCGGCCACCGAGUGGGUGAAGGAGCGUGUGGGAGACAGAGGACUCUGGGGCCUGGUCAACAACGCAGGCAUUUUUCACCCACUUUGCUGCACUGAGUGGCUGAAGAUAGAGACCUACGUGGAUGUCCUCAAAGUGAACCUCAUUGGUUUGAUGGAGGUGACCUUGAGCAUGCUUCCCUUGGUGAGGAAAGCACAGGGGAGGAUUGUUAAUGUCUCCAGCAUUCUGGGAAGAGUUGCUUUCUUUGGAGGAGUUUACUGUAGCUCCAAGUAUGGUGUAGAAGCCUUUUCGGAUGUUCUGAGGCGUGAGCUUCAACAUUUUAGGGUGAAAAUCAGCAUCGUUGAACCUGGCUACUUCAGAACUGGAAUGACAGAUCUGCUGUGGUCCUUAGGGAGAAUAAAGGAAGCCUGGGAAGAAGUCCCCUCGCAUAUUAAGGAGGCCUAUGGACAGAAGUUUUUUGAUGCCCAUCACAAUGGCGUCAAACAAGGGCUGUUGAGAUGUAGCACAAACCUGAACCUGGUCACUGACUGCAUGGAACACGCUCUGAUAUCUGUGCAUCCCCGUACUCGAUAUUCAGCUGGCUGGGAUUCUCAGUUUUUCUUCAUUCCUCUGUCUUAUUUACCUACGUCACUGGCAGACUACAUAUUGACUAGAUCUUGGCCCAAACCAGCCCAGGCAGUCUAAAGAAAACUGGUUUGAUGGCUCUUGAAAUGAAGAAGACAGUCUGAAAUUGAUCAUUAGUGUCUCAGUAAUCCUUAUUAGGAACUAACAUGUUUAUAGUCUAGAUAUCCAAAGCUUAUUCCUUUAGGUGAUGAAUUUUUGUUACUUUAAGCAUUUUUUGAUGAGGAUAUUUCCAAAAUGCAUCAUUCUUCUUUACCUUAUUAAACAGAGUAGACUGAAAACAA